This is a messenger RNA of Chiroxiphia lanceolata (lance-tailed manakin), 5233 nucleotides long. RefSeq names its product acyl-coenzyme A synthetase ACSM4, mitochondrial-like. The record is from RefSeq and is a predicted model, not a curated record. Bases 2820 to 4562 code for a protein of 580 amino acids. Lineage: Eukaryota; Metazoa; Chordata; Aves; Passeriformes; Pipridae. Gene Ontology annotation, cellular component: mitochondrial matrix. The transcript has 16 exons. Gene Ontology annotation, molecular function: fatty-acyl-CoA synthase activity; fatty acid ligase activity. Gene Ontology annotation, biological process: fatty acid biosynthetic process; acyl-CoA metabolic process.
AUGCAUUAUUUCCUAAGAGUUUAGUCACCACGUGGGAAGGGACUGAGGUGGAAAGCUCCAGCCUGCAAAGUGGCUCUAGUGGAAGGGAUACCUGGUAAGAUCAUGUUGCAACCUCGUGAGAUAGGAAAUGUUGACAGACUGGGCAUUUAAAAAAAAGAGGAGUUCCAUUUGCUGCAACUUCUGCUGUUGAAACUUCUUGUCAGAGUGUGCCUCAGGCUGGAGAGGGAGACGUCAUUACUCAUUUUUACUAAGAAAGAAUCUGUAUUACCAAGAGAUGUGACUUCUCCUUAGACCAAUCCAUUUUGUACCAUGGAUGGUUUUGACAAAGAAUUUGCUCUUUUGGGGGAAAAAUCUGCAUCCUGAUAUUUUUACUGGACUGUCGAGCACCGUCAGAGUGUGCAAGAAAUGUAACACUGACAAUCUGACCUCAUGCUGACUCCAUAAGUAAACACAGCUGAAUGUCAUAGGCCUAUCCUGGUAGGAUCUGAUGUUGUCGUCUUCCAUUGAAACUACAGAUGAACCUGUAUUAGAUACCACUGGGAUUAUGUACAGGGAAAUGAAACGUUCCUUCACCUAAUCAAGUUGUGUCUCUGAACAUAAAUUUGUCCUAAUUAUUUUAAUCAAAAGAAUCAGAUUUUACCAAUUCAAUAUAGUUAUAAAAUACUGAAUUUUGAGUGACAUUCUGAACGAUUAGUUGAACAGAGAAAGGUAAUGCUUGGAUGUUACAAUAACAGAGGGUUUCAAUACAGCAGCACAUUUGAAAGCCUCAGCUGGAAACGAUCAAUAUCCUGUUGGGUUCCUCAGCAGAAUUAUCACAGUGUGCACUGGGCACAGAUUACCAGGCUGAAAGGGUACAGCAGGUUUGGGGGAAUUUCAGCACGAGUUUCACAUCUCAUUGCUGCUGGCAGUGGGCUCUGCAGAGGUGAAACAGUACUACAGCUUUUCCAAGUGAGGCAGGAAUCAGGCACCACUUGCAGAGUAUCUGGAGUCGUUGAAAAGAACCCCAGGGCAUUCAUGUUCAGAGAUGAACAUGAAUAGUUCAUCAGGAAUUGCACAAUAAGCUCCCCUUGGCUAAGCAAUGAUGCACCAGCUCCCACCAAAAGUCUUCAGAAAACACUUUGCUGUCUUUGGCUUCCCUCACUUCCUGCACAGGGUUCCAAUAACUGUGAGGUAUGGUUUUAAAUUUCCCUUCCCUUUUCCUGUAUUACGUGUUUGUUCUGAGGGAUUAAAUUUUUUCCUCCUUGAUUCAAUCAGCACAGAGGAAAAACAUGUUGGAUAUUUUAAAUGUAAUACCAUUUUUGGAGCAGAAUAAAAAGAAAUAGGAUUAGAUUUUUAAGCGCAACUAUAAAAACAUGUUGAAAAAUGUAACCUGUUCACAAUAUCAGAAUCUGUUUCUUUUUAAGCACAUUCAGAUUUCAAAUGUGAGUAGUUUUUGAAAAAGUAAUCCACUUUGAAGUGAAGUAAUCAGAUUUUUCAUGUAAUCCAUUUAUUCUUUGUAAGUAAUACAUUUUAAACAUAAUCUAAUUAUGACCCUGGGAAAUAAUUGAUUUUAAAGCAAUUUUAAAAAUAUAAUCCAGGGACAGAUUCUUGGGGUUUGGUGUUGGUCUGUGUUGGGCUUUAAACAGAUCUGGCUAGAUUGUCCCCUGCUCUCGUGGUGCAAAUGGCUCAUUUCAGCAGGGAAGGGCUGGCUCAGGAGGUUUCCUCUCUGCUGCAGUCACAGCCUGCUCAGGCUGCAUGUUGGUCUGUCAGACUUGCCAACGUGUUACUGCGGUUUUGUAAUGACACAAAACCUGAACCUGACCAGGAAGAAAAGGAAGAAACAAACAGAUGAAUCAAAACAUUUGUGUUUGCAAUGUGUGCAGGAGUCCCAGCUCUGUUUCACUGCCCAGGGUUUAAGCGACCAAAUAAAACCUCUCAGUUGGUCCCUUUGAAGUCCAGGUUGGGCUCAAAUUCAGUGGUGUGCACUUGUCCUGCACUACUGAUUUGAGGAAUUACUGAGUCAACCAACUGAUAUUCUCUGUUUCUUUAAAACAUAACUCAUUCUUUCUGCUGGGCACUGGGACUGAUGUGCUGCCUGCCUGCUUAAUCCUCACAAGAGCCCAUUGCUUUUAUAUUUGCAGGCUUGCCACAGAAACACAGCUUGGAAUGAAACUGUGUCAAACUGCUAAGUAUUGUUAUUUCUCUUCACAGAUGAGUUGGGGCUUGUUCAACAACUACCAAAGAUGAUCUCUGGGAACACUCAAAGGAAGAAACUAAGAAACACAGAGUGGGGAAGAGCUUAGCUUUGCUGCUGAGCUCUUGACCAGAACAUGCUCAUCCUGGACUUCUGUGUCUUCUAGCAUCCUGUUCCCUGUCAGUCUUAAGAGGUGCUGGACAACCUUCUGAGUAAGGGGAAUUGUAAAAUUUGAAGCUGCCUGAAAGAAGGUGACAGGCCAGAGAGACACAGAAGACAGGGAAAGAGAGGUUGUACAACAGAUGCAAGCUAACUGCAGAAAUGAAAUCUGUGCUCUUGGGGGAAGUAAUGCCCACCAUGGAAUGUGAUGUGUGAUACUAAUGAGGAGCUACAAUUGCUCACAGAACUGGAGGGAGCCAGGAGGAGGGAAUACUUGCCAAUUAAGUACUAGGCAAGGUACAUGAGGAGGAGUUGUAAGAAGUCUCACCUGAUCACAAAUAACCUCUCAAGAUUCUCGCUUUUAUGAAGAAGGGUGAAGUACCAGAGAGCAAUUAUACUUUGCUGGUUUUUAUCAAGAACACUGAAGCAGCUUCUUUCUGCAAAGAAAGGGGUUUCUUCAAAACCCCUGUAUACCUGCUUUUGUGCCAUGAAGAUUUUACUUGAAUUUCAAGCGUUGUGGUCCCCACGGAGCAUCCAGACUCUCCGGAGGUUAUUCCACCAGUAUCACAAGACUUUUGCACCUUUGAAUUUCUCGGACUAUGAAGCUAUCGGUCGCUGUGAAAAGCAAGUACCUGAGUACUUCAAUUUUGCAAGUGAUGUGCUGGACAAGUGGUCUCAAAUAGAAAAGGAACGAAAGGGACCAUCAAACCCAGCUCUGUGGUGGAUAAAUGGAAAAGGAGAUGAAAUUAAAUGGAGCUUUGGAGAGCUGGGCUUCCUGUCCCAAAAAGUGGCCAAUGUGCUCUCUGGACCCUGCAGUCUGCAAAGGGGAGACCGGGUUUUAGUGAUUCUACCCCGAAUCCCAGAGUGGUGGCUGCUGAACGUGGCUUGUAUGCGAACAGGUGUUAUCAUCAUCCCAGGGACAACACAACUGACAGCACAAGACAUUUGCUAUCGACUGCUGGCUUCGAAGGCCAAGUGCAUUAUUACAACUGAUGCUCUUGCUCCUGCAGUGGACUCAGUUGCAUCUAAGUGCCAGUUUCUGAAAACAAAGCUAAUUGUAUCUGAAAGCAGCAGGGCUGAGUGGCUGAACUUUAGUGAUUUGCUCAAGGCUGCCCCUGCUGUCCAUAACUGCGUGAAGACUAAAAGUCAGGAUCCGAUGGUAAUUUAUUUUACCAGUGGCACCACAGGCUCUCCCAAAAUGGUUGAACAUUCCUAUGGAAGCUUUGGUCUGGGUUUUUUCCUCUGUGGAAGGUACUGGAUGAAUCUGACUCCCUCAGACAUCAUGUGGAACAUGUCAGACACUGCUUGGGUAAAGGGAGCUGCUGGGAGCAUUUUUGGUCCAUGGUCCCAGGGCACGUGUGUUUUUGUACAUGCCAUGCCACAGUUUGAUCCAAGAGGAAUCUUAAAUACCUUGUGCAGAUACCCAGUGACCACUCUGUGCAGUGCCCCAACCGUCUACCGCGUGCUGGUACAGCACGACCUCAGCAGGUAUGCAUUCAAGACGCUGAGGCACUGUCUGACUGCAGGGGAACCGCUGAACCCAGAAGUGAUGGCACAGUGGGAACGCCAAACAGGACUGACCAUCUAUGAAGGCUAUGGCCAAACCGAAAUUGGAGUCAUAUGUGUAAAUAUGAAAGGAAUGAAAAUUAAGCCAGGUUCCUUGGGGAAGGCAGCUCCCCCCUACAAUGUUCAGAUUAUAGAUGAGAAUGGCAGUGUUCUGCCUCCUGGGGAAGAAGGAGACAUUGCUAUCAAAGUGGAUGCGAAGCGGCCAUUUACUUUUUUCACUCGAUAUGUGGGCGAUCCAGUGAAAACAGCUUCCACAAUCCGUGGGAACUUCUAUAUCACUGGAGACAGAGGGAGCAUGGAUGAGGAUGGAUACAUAUGGUUUAUGGGUAGAUCUGAUGAUGUCAUCAUCUCCUCUGGGUAUCGUAUUGGGCCAUUUGAAGUGGAGAGUGCCCUGAUAGAGCACCCAGCUGUGGCUGAGGCAGCUGUUGUAAGCAGCCCAGAUCCCAUCAGAGGGGAGGUGGUAAAAGCUUUUGUGGUCUUGUCUCCUUCCUUUAAGUCACAGGAUCCAAACAAACUGGCCUGUGAAUUGCAAGAGCAUGUCAAGAAAGUCACUGCUCCAUAUAAAUACCCCAGAAAGAUUGAAUUUGUCCAGCAGCUGCCAAAGACAAUCACUGGGAAAAUCAGGCGGAAUGAACUGAGGAACAAGGAGUGGAGACAGAUUUAGUGUUGAUAAGUAGUUUAAAACAGCCUACCCCUAUCAGUGUCAUUCAUAAUGGAGCCCUUCUGUUACAACUGUAAACACCAACACAGGAUUAUAUUUCACCUGUUAGGCAGUGACUGUGCAAUAAUGCACAAAGUUUAAACACUCCAACUGUCUGGUUUUUAAAUGCUUGUGUUCUUGCCUAACAAAAACCAAGCAUCCUUAGCAAAGCAUGUGCAAACACAUCUUCCAGCCAUCUAACGUAAUUCAGAAUUACAGUACAAGUAAGUGAUUGCCAGGUGAAAGUGCAAGUGUGUUCAUUCUUUGAGACCGGGUAUUUUAACUCACAAGAGGCUUAUUAAUGAGGAAAUCAUGACAGUAUGGAAUGAAGUUCCCAGAAAUGGCCACAGAUCUUGCAUGCAUCCAAAUUAAGCAGCCUGUUUGUACGAAUCUUGAAAGCCUCAAGAUUUAGGAAUUAACGUGUUAACAAUGGGUGUCCACUAAGUGCAAAUUAUGAAAAAUCAGAAGUAAACUGUAAGUUGUGUAGGCACACAGGUCAGUGAGAGAGAGAGGGAAAGAAAGCAAAAAAUACCCCACUAACUACCCCUGAGUCUUUGUCCUUAGAAGAUGAAUAGGCUGUCAUGAAUCGAUCACCAACAUCAGCCACCAAUAAACAUUCACAGCUGGCCUUCCUA